Microsporum canis CBS 113480 is the source of this 1506-nucleotide messenger RNA. RefSeq lists its product as uncharacterized. Gene Ontology annotation, biological process: methionyl-tRNA aminoacylation. Lineage: Eukaryota; Fungi; Ascomycota; Eurotiomycetes; Onygenales; Arthrodermataceae. The record is from RefSeq and is a predicted model, not a curated record. The coding region runs from base 1 to 1506 and encodes 501 amino acids. The transcript has 8 exons. Gene Ontology annotation, cellular component: aminoacyl-tRNA synthetase multienzyme complex; cytosol. Gene Ontology annotation, molecular function: methionine-tRNA ligase activity.
AUGGCAGUUCCUCCAGCCCCUGACAGGCGAAAUAUACUUAUCACCCGUGCUUUACCGUUCGUGAACAAUGUUCUACACCCUAGCAAUAUAAUAGAAUCUGUUCUGUUCGGAGAUACCUUUGCAAGUUGCUGCAGAGGCAAAGCCCUCGCGGAGAAGUGCAUGCCACAAGAGUUCUGUGAUAAAUACCACGCAAUUCAUACAAAGAUAUAUCACCCCCUUCCGUCACUGAGGACGAACCCCCAAAACCAAAGCAACUUCUUGAGCCAUCUUCACUCUGAUAUCGAAACACUCGAUUCGAUACCACGAACUCGAGACAUCGUCAACCUAUCCAUGACGUCAAAGACUUCAUCACUCUUAAUACCAAAAGUCUAUGGCAAGAUUGUUAUUUCUGCAAGAGACGGUAUAGCCGACUCAUCCUCCUCUACCCUGCCUUGGUAUCUGGGCUGUUGUAUCCCCAGAGACAUGAUAAAUGGUGAAAGCUCUAUUAUUUUGCAACAGCGGUGCAUCCAGUCGCUUUCAUUUAUUACCGAUGGCACAUGUGAGAACACUGAGCAAAACUAUCCUGGAAUUCUUGUGAGGAGCCAGCCAUUUUACCUACUUGCGUCAUCUGUCGUUAUCAAUAUCUCCUUUGAAGGAGUAUACCGCGAGGCUGUCUCUAUACUGCCUAUUGAAAAGCUGCGUUCAUUGAGGCUUCAGCAAUGUCCCUACAUGCUAGGCUUUCUACACGAGCUAGUGCAAUCAGGCACCGUUAUCGAGAUUCGGUCUCUUGAAAUCGUUAUGGAUAUCGGGCAUAGGGACAUCAAUUAUACUGUCGAUGGAAAUCCGAUAGAGUGGUUUUUACUAGCAUUCGACGGCCUUGAAGAGCUCUAUAUUUCUAUCUCGGACCAACUACAUCGGAUCCUGACUAUUACAUUGAAGCUGCUGAUCUGCCAUCGGUUGUGGAUUUCUGCUAGGUUAGGUGCUAAAAAUAUCGAGUGUGCCCCCCUGCCUUGGGAGGGUGUCAGGGGCCAAUCUGUUUACUUCUAUUCCUUUGGAAUGUAUUGGAUUCUCCACAAAUAUAUCCAACGGGGUGGGAGCCGAUUGUACGGCUGCACGCGUGCAAACAUUCAUUUCCGCACAUCUUAUCCCUUUGAUUCUCCUAGGCCAGUAGAUCUUGCCGCGAUACUAGAAUCGGCACUGACCGAUAGUUGCUCUCUGAAUCCGCAACAACAGGAUACCUGCACCUACAACUUUUCCAUCACUGUGAAAGACGUAUCAGAUCUCGCAAACUGGGAAUUUAGGCCUACCGGGUUUCCUAAUUUAUUAAUAAUUACAUACGGCGAUUUUUCGGGCAUCGGUCUACCAGGACGGACUAAGAUAUUGUUGUGUCGAAACUCCUCUCAGAGUGGCUGUUUUAAUAAUAAUGUUACCUCGACCUCAGCGUUGCAGCCUACCUAUUUCUGGGUUAUGAACUCAAACGAUGACCACCUGUUUGAUCAUAUUGAGGAAGGACGCGAAAUGCUAUGA